This is a messenger RNA of Ostrea edulis (European flat oyster), 6769 nucleotides long. RefSeq names its product slit homolog 2 protein-like. Gene Ontology annotation, molecular function: calcium ion binding; Roundabout binding; heparin binding. The record is from RefSeq and is a predicted model, not a curated record. The transcript has 36 exons. Gene Ontology annotation, biological process: negative chemotaxis; axon guidance. The coding region runs from base 781 to 5199 and encodes 1472 amino acids. NCBI's taxonomy places the organism in Eukaryota, Metazoa, Mollusca, Bivalvia, Ostreida, Ostreidae.
AAUAAAUCACGGUGUAAUACCUGCACACGACGAGGCUCUCACACCGAGCGAGCCACUCAGUUACCCCGAACUAAAUACACUUACACCAACUGUAUAAAUCGCCAACUUUGAAUUUGUUGAAUUUGAACAAUGAUAUCGAAUUAUCAAUUUAACGAGAUAUCCGACAUUAAAAGACCCGUUGAUCUAAGUUAGCGAACCUUUGAAGUCCCUUUUUUGUACGCCAAUUAACACAUAGAGAAUUAAUUUUAUUAAUACGUUUUAAGCAAUCUGCUCCGGUAGUUCAGGAUUUAAUUUGCCAUUGUCUGUACAAAAUUGUUUUAAUUAAAUAAAGUAUAUGUAAAGAAUGCGAUUCAUUGUACAUAUUGUGCUCCAGGACAUCUCAUUGGUCGACGAAAUCCCGCCCACCCCCUAAUUCGCAAUGGAUUCAGCCCAAAGCGUGUAUUGUACGAAACGGUAUCGAACAAUUCCGUAUACAAAACAUAACAGGAUUUACAGAGUAUUUAGCCUAUUUAAUUCAGAUUUAAAAGUUUCGUGCAUCUUCGAUAACUGUGAAAGUAUUACGGAGGCAAUGAUCACUGCCAUGGUGAACUGGAAUUUCUUUGAAUGAAGAACACCUGUAUAGCUGCACAAAGUUGAUUUAAAAUUGGUUAAAGGGAUAGCCAAGUCAUUUGGGAGAGAUUACAACUGCAUGCAUGUUUUGUACUGUGGAAAUGUAAUGUAGAUAGGCCCUGCUGUCGUGGUGGUGAUUUUAUUUUAUGUAAGAAUUCCAUUCACCCCAAAAUGAAGCCAAAAUUAUAUUUCAAGGAUUGCUUAUCGUGGAAUACAAUGUUCGUAUUAGUGAUAUCAAUGUUGUCAUUAUCUGCCGUAAUGGCAUGUCCAAAUGAAUGUUUUUGUAAACAAAAGACAGUAGAUUGCAGUUACAGGAAAUUACGAAAAAUACCAAAUGGAAUACCCCUUGAGACACAGCGCCUGGAAUUACAGGGGAAUAAUAUAACCACGGUCAGAAGAAACGAUCUACAGAAUUUAGGCAACCUGAGAGUUUUACAAUUACUAGAAAACAAGAUACACGCUAUUGAGCAAGGAGCUUUUCGGGAUCUUGACCAAAUGGAAAGAUUGAGAAUAGACAGAAACGAACUAGCAGAGCUUCCAGAUAAUUUGUUUGCAUCGAUGACAAAGCUUCAACGAUUAGAUCUGAGCUACAACAAACUGAAAGUUAUUGGAAAAAAGACGUUGGUUGGAUCCACUGUCCUACGCAAUUUACAACUGGACCACAACAAGUUGGAGUGUGUAUCGGAGACAGCGCUUAAACCUUUGCACAACAUGGAGAUCUUGACCUUGAACUACAAUGAGCUGACAUCUCUACCCAAGAAUUUAUUUGACAGCAUGACCAAUCUUCGGACAUUGAGACUGAUAGAUAAUAAGUUUGUGUGUGACUGUCACUUGUCAUGGCUAUCAAAGUGGCUGAAGGCCCACCCCAAUCUCGGAUUGUACACAGAAUGUUCCGCCCCGCCCAAUUUACAGGGGAUAGAGGUGGACGAAGUCCAGAAAUACAGCUUCCAGUGUAGUACUGGUCAGGACACUGCACAGCAGCAGAGUGAUAGAUGUUCUUCUGGGGCUUCCUGUCCAAAGGGAUGCAGCUGUACAAAUGCAGUGGUAGACUGUCGGGGUGCAGGGCUGACAGAGUUCCCUUCUGUGUUUCCUGAUGAUGUUACUGAAAUCCGUUUGGAGCAAAAUCACAUUGUCGUGGUGCCUAUCCGGGCCUUCGCUGAUCUGAGGAAGCUUCGUAGAAUUAACUUGAGCAACAACAAAAUCACUGAGAUUGCUGCAGAUGCCUUCAGUGGUUUGACGUCGCUUAAUUCUCUGGUGCUUUAUGGGAACAAGAUUAGUGACUUGCCCCCUGGCCUGUUUAAGGGCCUAUCAUCUCUUCAGUUACUAUUGCUAAAUGCAAACCAGAUAAAGUGUAUAAGAGUAGAUGCAUUCCAAGACCUCGCUAGUCUCAAUCUUUUGUCUCUUUAUGAUAACAAGAUACAGUCUCUGGCCAAUGGGACAUUUGCUCCACUGAAAAAUAUCAAGAACUUGCACCUGGCCCGUAAUCCAUUUAUUUGCGACUGUAACCUGCAGUGGCUGACCGAAUAUUUACACCAAAACCCUGUGGAAACCAGUAUUGCAAGGUGUGAGGCACCGGGACGGAUGAAGCGCAAGAAGAUAGCCACUGCAAGAGCUGGGAAGUUCAAAUGCAAAGGUUCAGAAAUCCACAGAACUAAGAAUGCAGGGCAAUGUGUGAUUGAUGUAGAGUGUCCCAAGCAGUGUGUUUGUUUGGGCACUGUGGUCGAUUGCUCAAAUAGACAUCUGACACUAAUACCAGACAAUCUUCCCAUUUACACCACAGAACUGAAACUUCAGAACAAUCAAAUUGAGAAGCUUGGGGCAAACAACGUGUUCAGAAGACUCGUUAAUUUACAAGUCAUAGAUUUGAGCAGUAAUCGUCUCCAGGAGAUAGAAGAAGGUGCAUUUAAUGGGGCAAAGAAGCUGAUAGAUGUAGAUUUGUCCAAUAAUAGAAUUGGAAAGCUUUCGGGGAAAUCUCUGCAGGGACUGGAAACCGUCAGAAUGAUGAUUAUUGAGAAAAACCGAAUUACCUGCCUGAGCAACACAACAUUUAACGCUCUGACGGAGCUUCGGCAGCUGUCUCUGUAUGGGAAUGAAAUAAGAUGCAUAUCUGAGGGAGCUUUUGAUAAACAAGGAUUUCUGUCAAUUUUAAAUCUGGAGUCCAAUCCUUUUAAUUGUAAUUGUCACAUGGGAUGGCUGAGUAGCUGGUUAAAGAAGAGUAAUGUUGUUACUGGUGUACCCAUGUGUUUCCUUCCUACCCGACAUAAGAAUGUUCCUAUGCUGUCAAUUAAAGAGGGGGAGUUCACUUGCCCAACUGAUAUGGAUGUUGGAUGUAACACUGGAAUUUCCCCCUGCUGUUCCGAAACUGUAGAUAUUGCAGUGGGAAGUUGUGACCCCCGAGCAUACUGUCCCCCAAAGUGCACCUGUACCGGGACUGUUGUUAGGUGUAGUAGACAGGGACUCAAAGUAGUCCCUGCACUUAUUCCAGGGGACACCACUGAACUGUAUUUGGAUGUAAAUAACAUUAAGCAUCUCCCUCCUGAAAUUGGUCGACUUACAAAGCUGCAAAGAUUAGAUCUCAGCAAUAACAACUUGGUGACACUACCACAUCACAUAUUCUCCAAGUUCACUAAUUUAGCCACACUAAUUUUAAGCUAUAAUCAGUUGGAAUGCAUGGCACCUACAAGCUUUUCUGGUCUUCAUAAACUCAGAAUUUUAUCUUUACAUGGAAAUAAUAUAUCAUCUAUACCAUAUGGAACAUUCAAAGACCUCACAUCAUUGACCCAUUUGGCCCUGGGAGGCAAUCAAUUAUACUGUGAUUGUAACCUGAAGUGGCUGUCGGAUUGGAUCAAGAAGGACUAUGUAGAGUCUGGCAUAGCCUCUUGUGUGGGUCCUAACUCCAUGCUCAACAAACUUCUCCUCACCACCCAGUCCUCGCUGUUUGUUUGUAAUGGGCCACCUGACCCUGAGGUAAUGGGAAAAUGUAAUGCUUGUCAAAAAGACCCCUGUCUUAAUGGUGCCACCUGUAAGAGUAUUGACUUCAAAAACUUCACCUGUGCAUGUCCAGCUGGAUUCCAUGGGGACAAAUGCGAAAAUGAAAUCAAUGCCUGCUUUAUUAAUCCGUGUCGUAAUGGAGUUUGUGAAGUAUUGGAUCAUGGGAGAUUUAGAUGUAAAUGUAACAGCGGAUUUCGUGGUGACCGAUGUGAAGUAAACAUUGAUGACUGUAAAGGUCAUGCCUGUAUGAAUAAUGGUUCCUGCAUGGACUUGGUGGAGGGCUAUACCUGCUUAUGUGCUCAGGGAUACACAGGCAAGAUGUGUCAACAAAAAAUUCUAUAUUGCCGAGGAAAUCACAACCACUGUCAAAAUGGAGGCUCGUGUGUGAAUUUGGACACAGAUUACAGUUGCAAGUGUCCUACAGGGUAUGGAGGGAAGAAUUGCUCGGAGAACCUCGACGAUUGUAAGUCCCACAUAUGUCAGAAUGGUGGGCGUUGUGUGGAUGGCCUGGGAUCAUAUACCUGCUACUGUCCGAGGGGAUACUCCGGACGCUUCUGUGAAAUAGCCCCUCUCACUGUUAACAAUCUAUUCUCUUAUAACAGUCUCUGCAAAUCUCAUGCCUGUCAAAAUAAUGGGGUGUGCUAUGUACCCAAAGGUGGUUCUCACUACAUGUGCCAGUGUGCUCCAGGUUUUUCGGGAAAGAAGUGUGAAAAACUGACCAGCGUUUCUUUUAUUGCUGAUGAUUCCUAUAUUCAGAUGCCACAAAUUGAUUUCAAAUCCAUGGUUAACAUCACCAUGCAAAUGAAGACAAAGACCGACUCGGGUGUGAUAUUCUACAUUGGGGCUGAUCAGCAUCUGGCUGUGGAACUAUUCCUGGGUAGAAUUGGAAUUAGUUUCUUUACAGGAAAAUCUCUGAUGUCCACACUGUACAGCUAUAUUUUCAGUUACGUAACUGUAAAUGACGAUCGUCUUCAUACUGUGGAGCUCCUUAUUCAUCACCGUAACUUCACCAUGCGUGUAGAUGAUGGUGUGUCGAGAUCUGUGGUGAACAUGGGAGAUAGUAAAUAUCUAGAUGUAAAGGAUGAUAUGUAUAUCGGGGGACUGUCAGCUAACAAAAGCUCACUAGCUCAUCAAAAAUUCCAAAUUAGAAGUCAGACCAGCUUCAAGGGGUGCUUUCAUGGUUUCUAUAUAAAUGGAAAACAAUUGGAUUUUAGUGCCUCUAAAUAUAACCAUAAAGUAAUGCCAGGGUGUAAGGUCGAUCAAUGUGCAAAUAACAAGUGUAAAAAUGGACAGUGCAAGCCACGGAAAAAGAAGGGAGGCUAUCGAUGCAAAUGUCGACGAGGAUAUUCUGGGAAAUUCUGUAACUUAGUUCCAACAUGUAAGCAGAAAGUAUUCCGUAGCAGAUAUACACACCCUGUAACAAAGUGUAUGUCUCGAACACGGAUAAAAUUCAGACGAUGUGAAGGGUCGUGUGGAAAGUACUGUUGUAAACCAAAGAAAAUUAAAACACGUAAAGUUAGACUAUAUUGUAAAGACGGAUAUUCAUACAUUCAUAAUCUUGCAGUAAUCCGAAAAUGUGGCUGUAGAAAAUGUCAGUAAAUGAGUUACCUGAACAUAGCAGAACAAUUGUCCAUGUUGUAUUGCGAUUUCUGUAUCGCAGCACCUGUCAAGUCCUGAGUGUUUUAAAAGACAGAGAACUGCCAAAUCAGGCCAAGUAUGUGUGAACAAAAUGGAUUUCUGCCAACUUAGACAGAUAAAGAAAUUUGUUGUGCGUUGUACUUUUGAAGUUCAAAAUGUGUUCGAGAGUUUCGGAAUCUGCCUGAUGCAAAGCUGAGGACAUUGAAACAAAGCCGCGCCAAGAGUAUCAAGUGAAAUGUGGCUUUAUGACAUGCAGGAUAAAGGUUGUGACAAGCUUAUGUACACUGUACUGCAUAAGCAUACAGAGAUCUGCGUAUUCUAUUAUGAUAAUGUCUUGUAGAUUUCAAUAGUGCAUGUACAACAUUGUAUGUGAAGUUUUACUGAGUCGAAUGUAUGUUUCAAUAUGUGAUGUUAUUUUGAAUGGCAAAUAUUUAUUUGAAACGCAUUUCAGAUGUACAUAUCUUUUUUUAAUAUAUUUACAUAUGUAUCACAUUGACGUGUAACUUUCACAUCCAAAUGAGAAAAUAUUUCGUGAUGUAUCAGUGAUGUUGGCAUUAAUAGCAUGUUCAUGUGAUUUCAUUUGCAGAAGAUGCUCUGAAGAAAUUUAAAAGCUGAUUUUUAAUAACGUGAAACGUAAAUUUACUUGUACUACGCAAUCUUUUUGGAAGGCACGAUCUGUAAAGACAUUGAUAUCAUUUGUACAGUGAUAAAUACCGAGUUUUUGUGCUCACUUUAUGUCUGAUGUUUGUUUUUGUUUUGUAUAUAGAAAGAUGAAUUUUAAGAAAUGUAAAGUUUGUGUGUUGCACUAGCAUUAUAAUUCAACAUUAAGAUUGUUAGAGUGAAUUAGGUCAGCUGAAGCAUUGUGAAUCCAGUUCCAUGCAGGCAUACACUGCCCUCUAUGUCCGUCUGUAAAGUUCUGUAAUGGUUUUUUCUCCCCCGAUAUGACCACUCAUUUUAAAAAUUAAUGAGGAAAGAAUCUGUAUGUUUGAGGUUUUCUUGAUAUAACAAUUCAGACACAAGUCUGAUGUAGUUUGUGGUGAUUCUGUACCGUAGUGGGAUUUUUAGUCGGAGUUGAAUCAGUAAACAAGAAAAGUCAAUACUUUUUGAUAAAAAUGAAAUUGGACAUUAUUUAUUGGGGUGGUUUCUAUGAUUUUCUUCUUUUUUGAAGAAAAUGUUUAGUGCCCUCACAAGUCUACCUCAGAUGUAUGUAAUUGUAUCAUAUGACCUUGAAAAGAAUUGCCCUUGUUUAAAUUGGAAAAAUAUAGAUGUACUUUCAACACUCCCAUUUCAUUCAUAAUUCUCUAUUAAUCUCAUUGCUUUAUUUAAGAAAUGCAUUAUUUCACCAACAUAUUUUUUACAAUGUCAAUUAAGCAACUUUUGAAUAUUUUAAGAAAUUAUUCAUGCAAGUGUAUUUUGUGUAUGUGUUACUUAGAGCAAUUAAUAAUUUGUAUAAAACAACAGUAACACAAAACUUGAUAACAUGUUACAUAUUGUUGAAUAUGGCUGGAAAUAAAGUCAUUUUAUAAUGGUA